Messenger RNA from Choloepus didactylus (southern two-toed sloth), 534 nucleotides. RefSeq names its product testis expressed 50 (gene TEX50). Lineage: Eukaryota; Metazoa; Chordata; Mammalia; Pilosa; Megalonychidae. The record is from RefSeq and is a predicted model, not a curated record. The transcript has 2 exons. Bases 1 to 534 code for a protein of 177 amino acids.
AUGUCUACCCAUAGACUAUCUCUGAUUUUUCCUCUUUUACUUAUCUGCUUCUUCAGAGAGGGCUUCUGUAUUUGUGAUGGAACUACCUGGACAAAAGUUGGAUGGGAGAUUUUUCCAGAAGAAGUGCACUAUCUGAAAUUUAAACUUUCUCCAUCUCACUGUCUACCCUAUCCUCUGGACAAACUAUGCUGCAAUUUAGCUAACAUGGAUAUAUUUCAGGGUUUUUUACAAAUCUUUUAUAUUUCAGUACAAGCUCUCUUUUUAAUCCUGUCUGUUUUAUCUGUGCAUUACCUGUGGAUGAAAUGGAAGAAACACAAAAAAAAGCUGAAAAAAAAAGCCUCUUUGGAUACCUCUGGUAAUCUAGAAAGCCAGUCUGUCUAUGACAUUGACCAAAUACUCUGCAGACUGGUAGCCACAACAUCACUGAUGACUGAGUACCUGAAGCAGGUAUCCCACCAUCCUUCCUCUAACAAAGUUAAGCACCGCAAAUUAAAGAGGAAGAAGAAUGAAGGAGGAGGAGCCAGAGGAUACUAA